Messenger RNA from Oncorhynchus keta (chum salmon), 1975 nucleotides. RefSeq names its product centromere protein Q (gene cenpq). NCBI's taxonomy places the organism in Eukaryota, Metazoa, Chordata, Actinopteri, Salmoniformes, Salmonidae. The record is from RefSeq and is a predicted model, not a curated record.
UACGUCCUUUUUGGCCACUAGAGGCCCCUAUCAUCCUCUAUGAGGAGUGCCCUCAUUGCCCUUUCCAUCAUGGCCGCCUGGAGUGGCCUGCUUGUCGCUCAUAACGCAUGCGCAAUGAGUACAAACAAACGUUUGCAAGAAAUUUACCGCGAAACUGUUAAAAUUAUGAAGCCUGUCCGGGGAUCGGAACGCGCCUCCUCCAAGGCACCGAAAGGCAAGAAGACAGGCGAGAAGCCAAAUAAACCCGGUAUAAAGACACGUCAACGGAGAGUAUCUCAGGAGGAGCCCCAGCCAGGAACCAGCAGCCAGAUCCCUCAGCCAAAACCACAGAAGAAGAAGAAAGGUGGCACAGUUGCAAGUUCCAGGAAGCUGAAAGGUCAGGAGAAGUGGAAACCGCUGACCAAGGCCUCCAUUACGGCUCUAGACAACAUACUGGGACUGUCUAUACUGUCUGUUCUGGCCGGAAGACGGACGAACAAAGAGGAAUUGCAGAAACAUCUGAACAUUGUGAAAAACAGGUUCCUGUCUAAACUGGCUCAACUGUCAGUCCCAAUUCAGAAACAGGAAAUGAGUCAUUCUUCCCGUCAACACCAGGAAGAGACUAGGAAGUCAGCCGUUGGCAAGAAGAUCCUCAACAAGCUGGUGGCUCAGCUGGGUGCUGUGGUGGGCUCUCUAGAACAGCUAGAGAAGGAGAGAGAGACUUUCCUGGAGCACCACUGUUUUAACGCUGGGUCUCAGACAACACAGCUGGAGCAGCAGGAGGAGAGUAACCAGCAGAUCCUCCAGUUGUCAGAACAAGGAGUCCUACCUCCCCCUGUACCUCAGCGCAAAGACGGACCCUUACAGGAGCAGAUGGUCUGUCUGGUUCGUAGCAGACACUCCGUCACCACGGCCCGUCGCCUAGCCAAGACCCUCCAGACACCAGGGCCGGUCCAGGAUGCCCAGACCCUACUGGAACGAGCCUACAGACACGCUGACGGCCUGAUCACUCCACCUACAGCUGUCAGCCAAUAGCAGGACUCCAUCCAGCCUGGUUGGACAAUAGCAGGAUUCCAUCCAGCCUGGUUGGACAAUAGCAGGACUCCAUCCAGCCUGGUUGGACAAUAGCAGGACUCCAUCCAGGCUGGUUGGACAAUAGCAGGACUCCAUCCAGCCUGGUUGGACAAUAGCAGGACUCCAUCCAGCCUGGUUGGACAAUAGCAGGACUCCAUCCAGGCUGGUUGGACAAUAGCAGGACUCCAUCCAGGCUGGUUGGACAAUAGCAGGACUCCAUCCAGGCUGGUUGGACAAUAGCAGGACUCCAUCCAGGCUGGUUGGACAAUAGCAGGACUCCAUCCAGGCUGGUUGGACAAUAGCAGGACUCCAUCCAGGCUGGUUGGACAAUAGCAGGACUCCAUCCAGGCUGGUUGGACAAUAGCAGGACUCCAUCCAGGCUGGUUGGACAAUAGCAGGACUCCAUCCAGCCUGGUUGGACAAUAGCAGGAAUCCAUCCAGCCUGGUUGGACAAUAGCAGGACUCCAUCCAGGCUGGUUGGACAAUAGCAGGACUCCAUCCAGGCUGGUUGGACAAUAGCAGGACUCCAUCCAGCCUGGUUGGACAAUAGCAGGACUCCAUCCAGCCUGGUUGGACAAUAGCAGGACUCCAUCCAGCCUGGUUGGACAAUAGCAGGACUCCAUCCAGCCUGGUUGGACAAUAGCAGGACUCCAUCCAGGCUGGUUGGACAAUAGCAGGAUUCCAUCCAGCCUGGUUGGACAAUAGCAGGACUGUAUUAGCGAUAUAUUUAUGACUAUGUAUAAGGCAUGUGUUAUAUGGCUCUGUCAUGGGCUUUGCACGGACCACCUGACUUUAAAACUGCUACAUAGUUAACAUUGUAUUCUGUAUUGGGAGGAGCCCCAUUUGUUCAUAUAUGUAUGUAUUUAGUUCCUAAGUGUUUCUUCUUUUAGUUGUAGAUGAUGAUUAAAAACCUGUAGAAGUG